GAAGGGGAAGCGGGCCGGGGGCGGGGCAUCUACACUACACUACACUACAGAUACACACCCGUGGCCACUCCUGAUCCGGAGGCACUCACACUCACACUCACGCACACUGACUCACUGCUGCUCAGUGAGUGAGUCAGUGCUCGUCCGUCCGGUUCCCACCGCUCUGCAGCCUGCCUCCUCCCUCUGUCCUUCCCCUGGCAGAGAAUCUGCAGUGCUUGCCGGCCGGCCCGGCCCUCCACAGAAGGGGAGGGAUCAGGCACCAUGGUGCAAUCAAAGAAGAAGUUCCGCGGCGUCAGGCAGCGCCACUGGGGCUCCUGGGUCUCCGAGAUCAGGCACCCGCUGCUUAAGAGGAGGGUGUGGCUGGGCACCUUCGAGACGGCAGAGGAGGCGGCGCGGGCGUACGACGAGGCCGCCGUCCUCAUGAGCGGCCGCAACGCCAAGACCAACUUCCCCGUCCCAAGGACCGCCACCGGGGAGCUGGCCCCCGUGCCGGCCGCGCGGGACGCACGUGGCGGCGGCGGCUCGUCCUCCGCGGCAGCAGCGCCCGGCGGCGGCACCAGCAACCUGUCGCAGAUCCUCAGCGCCAAGCUCCGCAAGUGCUGCAAGACGCCGUCGCCGUCGCUCACCUGCCUCCGCCUCGACCCGGAGAAGUCCCACAUUGGCGUCUGGCAGAAGCGCGCGGGCGCGCGCGCCGACUCCAGCUGGGUCAUGACCGUCCAGCUCAACAAGGACGUGCCGCCGCCGGCGUCCUCCUCCGGCGAGGAGCCGGUGCCCAGCGACGGAGGCGCAGCGGCCACCACGCCCACGUCCACUUCCACGUCGUCCACGGUCACGACGACCGGCUCGCCUCCACCUGCGAUGAUGAUGGACGACGAGGAGAGGAUUGCGCUGCAGAUGAUCGAGGAGCUGCUGGGCAGCUCGCACUCACAUGGGAUGUUCCAGGGUGCAGCGGGCAGCAUCGUCAUCUGAAACACCACCGAAGGAAAUUGCAUGGUUGAACAAGCUAGCAGCAUGAUCAGGUCACUGUCCCAGAUCAGAUCAAGUGUUUGGUAUAGUAGAGUGUGGUUGGUGCAGCACAAGCAGUUAAGAUUGCAUCAUAUAUAGGUAUCUCUAUUACUACAUCAAGCUUAAUUAGGAUAAACCAUAUAGUAAGAUUAAUCACUACCGUGUGAAGCUCUGUAUUUAUUAAAGGCUUACUUGUAUGUAUAAGCAUGCAGCCCCAGUCAUGAUAGUCACACCGUCACCGGUGAAACCCCUUUGUUAUGUAUCAAUAUAUAUAAUCAGGCUAUAAAUAUAUCAAAUAUAUCAAUAUCAGCGGUGUCGCCUUCUAA
Molecule: messenger RNA, 1331 nt
Organism: Sorghum bicolor (sorghum)
Lineage: Eukaryota; Viridiplantae; Streptophyta; Magnoliopsida; Poales; Poaceae
Product: ethylene-responsive transcription factor WIN1
Exons: 2
Coding region: 262-969 (235 amino acids)
Biological process (GO): regulation of DNA-templated transcription
Molecular function (GO): DNA binding; DNA-binding transcription factor activity
Source: RefSeq, a predicted model, not a curated record